CAGCAAACCAUCCAUUCGAAUUUUACUUGACAACGCAGGCGAAGAUGCUAGCCGCUUCCACCUGCACCGCUUCCCCAUGUCGUCCAUCGCUGUUCCAUCCCCAAAAAGAUCAAAGCUUUCACUUCGGACCCGCUUCUCGGCGGCAACUCCUCGCUGCCCUCGUCUUGCCCGUCGCUCCUCUCUUCGUUUCGAGCGAGCCCACGUCUCCAUUCUCGCCCGUCGCCGAUGCCCGCGGCCUCUUCCAGAUGCCCCCUCCUCGGCUCACCAAUAGGUAUUUCUUGGUGAGGGCAGGGGAAUCUGAGUAUGAAAGCUUGGGGAUAAUCAACACUAAUCCGGUUGCGAAGACGUCGGUUGAUAGCGGAUUGUCUGAGAAAGGGAAGAAGCAGAUGGUUCGGGCAGCUUUCGAUUUGAAGGAGAUGGGGGUGUGUGAAAGGAAUUGUUGGAUUUGGCCUUCUAUCACUCAGAGAGCUUACCAAGCUGCUGAAAUCAUUGCUUCGGUUAAUGGGGUCAGUCGGAGCUACAUAGUCCCAGAGUAUAGCUUUCUAGAUGCCAGGGGAUUGGGAGCCUAUGAAGGGAAGAACCUUGACUCUGUUUCAGAGGUGUAUGCAUCUGACAGCAUCUCUCCGAGGAUCAAGCCUCCUCCCAUAGAUGACGGGACUCCAAAUGAGAGUGUGGCAGAUGUAUUCGUUCGCGUAACGCAACUUAUGUCAAUUCUUGAGACCCAGUACUCAGAAGACACCGUGAUCAUCGUCUCGCCUGAUUCUGACAAUUUGUCAGUUUUACAAGCUGGCAUAGUUGGACUUGACCUUCGGAGGCACAGAGAGCUUUCUUUUGCUCCUGGAGAGGUCAGAUUUGUCGAUCCCAGCAGCGUACCAACUUAUAAGCAGCCUGCAUCUGCUGUUUAUAAAUGCUUAAAUCCGCCAAGUUGUACCUGAAGUGCUUUAAAGCUCUUGCAUCUGGAACUUGGGAGGAAAAUCUCGGUUCACGUUGGAGUUCAUGUUCACUUGUUCGUAUAAUCAUCUUCCACUUCACUUUUCCAAAAUGUUGUAUUGCAGUCUGCAAUUGUCACUUCGGUUCUAAGGAAAUAAUGUCCAUCUCUAUGUGUUUCUUUAGUGGCUAAACAUUUUUCCUUUCCAUUACAAAGCAAUAUGUGGAUCCCAUUUUCAGUCAAUUAUGAACGAUGCAUCUGUUAUCAGCUUGUCAAGGUGUACGUGACUUUUGUUUUGCUUUGGACUUUAAAUGUUUUGAGCCAGCUUCUCCAUCUUCAUGGAAUUUGCUCUCUUCCUUUUGAGGCAUCAGAUGACUGAUUUUCCAUGAGGGCUAAUGUUGAUAUUUCCUUACUUCUUCGCCUCUGGAAAUGCUUGGUUCUCUAGUUACCUUUUUGUGGCCUCCUGGUGAGAAUGGGACGGCUUUCGAUAUUUCAGUUCAGUGUAUUGUAGCGCAUCGCACAAGAGGAUUUGGUUACAAAAACUCACGAAAAGGGUAAAGAAGCACAGCCUUUUUGCAUCAUGAUUGACCUCUUAUGCCCAGUCUGUGUUAUCUGCUGAAAUUAUGGCACUGUCCCAAACCACUAGGUCAUAUUGCUUUUAAACCACCUCUUGUAAAAUUUAUCCGUUUCGAGUGGUAAGCAAUAUCUUGACUGAGAUUUUCUGGUUACACUUAAACCCACCUAAUUCUUGUGCUCUGUUGCGAAUCUGGUCUUGUGCUCAUUGUCAAUGCCUUCUCCGG
Messenger RNA from Rhodamnia argentea, 1728 nucleotides. RefSeq lists its product as uncharacterized. NCBI's taxonomy places the organism in Eukaryota, Viridiplantae, Streptophyta, Magnoliopsida, Myrtales, Myrtaceae. The transcript has 6 exons. Bases 45 to 935 code for a protein of 296 amino acids. The record is from RefSeq and is a predicted model, not a curated record.